This is a messenger RNA of Microplitis mediator, 3293 nucleotides long. RefSeq names its product excitatory amino acid transporter 1-like. Gene Ontology annotation, molecular function: L-glutamate transmembrane transporter activity; glutamate:sodium symporter activity; neutral L-amino acid transmembrane transporter activity. The transcript is spliced from 8 exons. NCBI's taxonomy places the organism in Eukaryota, Metazoa, Arthropoda, Insecta, Hymenoptera, Braconidae. Gene Ontology annotation, cellular component: plasma membrane. Gene Ontology annotation, biological process: L-glutamate transmembrane transport. The record is from RefSeq and is a predicted model, not a curated record. Bases 854 to 2371 code for a protein of 505 amino acids.
AGAGAUAGAUAUAAAAAAAUAAAGAGGGAAAACGACAAACUGAGUGAGAACGAUGAGGGUGGGUUCUCCUAGUGUAUAGUGACACGCGAAUAUGCAGGAAGAGUUAAAUGAAGUGGAAUUAAGAGAUAACUUGGGAUAUUACGAAACUGAUAAUAUUGUCAAUCUGUGUCGGCACUCAGAUUGCUGUUAAUUCGGGGCGAGUGAUCGUAACAAUGGUGACCAGUCUAUAGCAUAUAGAAGCAGAAGUAGAAGCAAUAGGAGCAAUACCAGCAGUAUUACCAUAGGCGACUAAUGGAUGCACAGUAGUACCAUCAUCACCGAGUAUUUGUGACAUUAUGAUAGCCCGAUACCGAGGCAGGAAGGGAUUUUCGUAGGGGGAUAUAGCGACAGUGUAUGUAUCACCCAUAUCUAAUUGUACCACCCAAGGUGGCAUACAUUUAAAGCCCCAUCAGCACACAUCCUCUCUUGCAACUGACCAGGAUUUUGCCGCUUAUUUUUUACACUUGCCGAGACUCAGAUUCGCACAGUUUACAAACAGUGAAAGUUUAUUAAAAGAUAAAUAACAAUUAUUAUUAUUAUCAAUAUUAUUAUUUUUAUCUGUUGAUUGAUAAUUAUCAGAAAAUUAUUGAUAGAUAAAUUAAAUUAUACAUUUGACAGCCGACGUUUAAUUUUACGCGCAUUAUUUUUUUUCCUCGGCAACCGACAACGAGUCGGUCCACUUCGGGCCCCUUUGGGGAGCAUUUGCCUCCUCUUGUAGUCACUCUACACUUCCGCCUCACCGGAAGCGAGGUCCAUGUGAACGGGCAGAAGUGACCCCACCGACACCGAAACCGUAGCGUCCACACUACUGAAGAUGGAAGCUUCUGAAUUAUCUCCUCUAUCGGGAGCGGACGCUCAAUCAAAACCCGCAGAAAUCGAGAGGAGAACCUGCUACCGCGAUUCACCAAACAAGAGGCCACUUAAUAGACGUCAAAGGAUUACGUCAUGUUUAAGCCACAAUGCAUUGACUAUUCUUACUAUUUCUGGUGUUGUUGGUGGUAUAGUGUUGGGUCUAACAUUGAGACAUGUACGCAGUGGUUGGACCGAACGUGAAAUAAUGUAUGUCAACUACGUGGGUGAACUGUUUCUCAGAAUGCUCAAGAGUUUGAUUCUGCCGCUUAUUAUUUCAAGUUUGGUAUCUGCUAUCGGAUCUUUAGAUUUAUCACUCAGUGGUAAAAUCGGAGCACGUGCUAUCACAUAUUACAUGGUUACUACUGUUAGUGCUGUUAUACUCGGUAUUAUACUGGUUAUAACAGUCCAACCAGGAAAGUAUGGUAAAAGUGAUAAUUCAUCACAAGAUAAUAGUGUGGGACCACGAAAUGUUUCGACUGUUGAUACGUUGAUGGAUUUGAUCAGAAAUAUGUUCCCGCCAAAUUUAGUUCAAGCUUGUAUUUCUCAGUACCGCACUGUACUUACAAGACAAUCUGAUAAUCCAUCUAAUGACAUAACCACAUGGAAAAUAUCAAGUGAGGAUCCAACAGGAAUGAAUAUAUUAGGUCUGGUAGUAUUUGCAACAGUUCUUGGCAUAACUUUGGGUAAAAUGGGAUCAACUGGAAAACCGCUGCUGAACUUUUUUGAAGCACUGUCCUCAGCAAUGAUGAUAAUUACAAACUGGGUAAUAUGGCUGUCUCCAGUCGGUGUUUUAUUUCUCGUGUCAUCAAAAGUAUUGGAAAUGAAAUCAUUCGAUGUAAUAUUGGGUCAAUUGGGAAUGUACUUUUUAACAGUUCUAGUUGGCCUCAUCAUACAUGGUUUCAUUGUUCUCCCAACAAUAUUCUUUAUAAUAACAAGGAAAAACCCUGUAAGAUACAUUUCAAAUAUGGCGCAAGCUGUCGCUACGGCAUUCGGUACCUCUUCGAGUUCAGCAACUUUACCAGUUGCUAUCGGGUGUUUAGAAGAUCGCAAUGGUAUUGACCCUCGAGUAUCACGUUUCGUAAUGCCUAUCGGGGCUACUAUUAAUAUGGAUGGUACAGCAUUGUAUGAAGCUGUUGCAGCUAUUUUUAUUGCCCAAGUUCGCGAGAUUUCAUUAACUUUUGGACAACUUGUUGCUGUCAGUAUUACAGCAACUGCUGCAAGUAUUGGUGCCGCUGGAAUACCACAAGCAGGUUUAGUUACUAUGGUAAUGGUUCUAGAUACUGUAGGACUUCCCGCAAAAGAUGUUACUUUAAUUAUAGCAAUUGAUUGGCUACUGGAUCGUUUUAGGACAUCAGUGAAUGUUAUUGGUGAUUCAUUGGGCGCCGGAAUAGUUAAUCAUUUAAGUAGAGAUGAAUUAGCAGCAUUACCACACCAUGUACAAUCAAAAAAUGGUACCGAGCAUAACACAACGUCGAUAUGAACUGAUUCGUGAAAUAAACCAUGACAAUAAAUAUUGGCCAGGGUAAAUGAGCGGCCAUUUAUGCAAUUAAAACAUAAUUAUGAUAAUAAAUUAUUACAUAAAUAAUAUUAAUGUUAAUUAAUAAUUAUAGUAACAAUAAUCGAGGUAUUAAAAACUUAUUGUGUUAUGUGACACGAUUCAAAUUUAAUCACCGUCUAAGUGUUCUAGAUGCCUGAGUGUUUCAUUAUAUAUUUUGUUCUUCAUUAUUAUUUAGAUACUUUUUAUGAUCAUUGAGGUGAUUGACUGAUUUAUUUAGACAAUGUCUAAUAAAACUUGUGAAAAUGUUUAUUCAUUAGACAAUUAACAACGAAGGAACUAAAAAUUAUUAUAUAAUUUUAUUAUAAAGUUUUUUUUUCUUUUUUUUUUUUUUUUUUUUAAUUAUAAUCAAUCAUUUAGAUAUUUAAUUUUAUUGCUAAUAUUUAUGAGUAUAUCAUGUUGUAUUUAAAACUAUGUAUCAUAGAAAUUAUUGAUAUAUAUUAUUAGUGAAAGUAUAAAUUAAAAAUAAUUUUACGCUGGCGAACAUAUCGAUUGAAUCGAGAGUAUACAAACAAAAAAUAAAAACUAUAAAAAUUAUAAAUUAUAUAUGUAUACAUUUAAAUAUUAUAAACAUAUAGUUAUAUGUAUGUAUGAGAAGAAGUAUUAUCGAUGUUCCAGUUUUAAAUUACCGAUACAAUAAACUGAAUUAUUUAUAUAUCGUUGCCAAAUUCGAAUACAUACUCAUAUAUAAAUUAUAUACAUUUAUGAAAAUAAAUAAAAUAAACAAAUAAAUAUUUAAUAGAUUAAAUGAAAAUUUAUGUUCGUAAUGGUAACUGAACAAUGUGUACAAUUAUUGUAUUUGCGGAUUACCGUAACAAAUGAAAGUAAAAUAAAAAAUGUUAAAUGA